Molecule: messenger RNA, 2336 nt
Organism: Aspergillus aculeatus ATCC 16872
Lineage: Eukaryota; Fungi; Ascomycota; Eurotiomycetes; Eurotiales; Aspergillaceae
Exons: 1
Coding region: 297-1850 (517 amino acids)
Source: RefSeq, a predicted model, not a curated record
AACUUCCCAAAUUCAAUCUUGCCCCGAUGAUCGGUUGACCAUCUCUAAUUAAUCACUCAACUCUCGCGUCUCAAACCUACGCCUUGUCCCUAUUUUCGAUCCUUUCGCGUCAUUUCCAUCAUUCCCCAUUACCCGGCGUACACCUGUCCUUUGCUCUUUAGUGUGAGAGGUAUAACUCGCCUCAUACCGGAUCUGUGUCCUCUCGAACGCGCCGCCGUGCCCCCAAUACGAUCUAUCUUUUGCAGACCUGCGAACCGUCACCAGUGAACGAGCCAACAAGGAUAACGUGCGCAGCCAUGGAUGACUCUAUCGACCCCGAAUCAAUCACCCCCCCUGCCCGCGCCGGUUCUCCCUCUCCAUCGGUUCCAGCAACGCCGGCCAUCUCUUCCUGUCCAUCGCCAGACCGGACCUUUUCGUCUCUGUCCUCGCUCUCGGCCUCGUCUGCUACCUCUGCCGAUGCCAGGUCAUCGAUUUCGACCGCCUCCAAGCGACGGGGCUACAUUCGCACCCAAGGGGCCGAGUUCGCAGAUUCGGCUAAGAACCGAGAGAGUGUGAUGAGCCUGGGUAGCAUCGCGCAUCUGCAAUACUACUUUGCGCGGACAGGCUUGCUGGAUGGGAAGGGCGGUCAGGCCCGUGCAUACAAGAAAAAGAAGAAGGAUCCAGAAGAGCUUCCCAGGCUGCUGCUGACCCCCAAUGCCCGGUUCAUCGAGGAGUUGACGGUGAGCCCUACGGAGGAAGAAAGCAUCGAUCCCCGCGAUUCCGGCUUUGAAGACGAUGGGUCCGAGAUGGAUGAGGACGUCGAGGUGAUGCUUCCACCCACCGUGAGCACGUACAGUAUCAAGACACACCACAUCCCGUCCCCACCGAAACUAAAGGCGCUGCGCAAGGACCUGAUGGAGGCGAUGGAGAAGGCCGACCGCGCGAUCAAUUCCCUCGACACCCAGAAGGAUCCGCCAGCGGAAAUGAUUCCGCCCCGCAUCAGUUUCUCAUCCAACGAACCCGGCGACAGCGAAGAUGACUCAACACCACAACCUCCUCCGGAGGCAGUUCCUCAGACAUGGCAGGAGAUUCAGGGCAUGCGUGUCCUGGAUGCCGUCACCUUAGCCAUUCGGGCCGCGAAGAUCUACUACACCGCACAUGAGCGUCCUGAGCGACUGGCAUCAAUCAAGGACAAGCGGGAGAUCCGAAAGGAGCUCUUCAGUGUGCUCGAGGUGAUGAAGCGAUGGGCCGCUCGGAACUUUGCCGACGGGCUUCGCGAGGACGAGCGUACUGCCAUUAUAGGCUGGAUGGGCAACGUACGCGACAUGCUGGCACGGGAAGCUCAGCUGGAAUCAUUUGAAGCCAAAGAGCGAGCUGCAUGGAUCUGGACGGAAGGUGAGUGGACAGGCAAAGAGCGGGACCGGGAGACGUUGUUCCUGCGUAGCCUGAUCGGCGCCGACGCGCAGCUGCCCGCAUGGACCGCUCCGGAGGAUAACUCACCGCCGCCUGCCAUGCUGGAGCGUCUGCGCGACGGCCGAGACCUGGUGCGGGCCCAUAAUUUCGCAAUCAAAAAUUCGAAGCGGCCGGUCUUCGACAUCAAGACGUACCAUCAGGAUGUCGGGAAGCCAUAUCGCAUGGCAGAGAACCUGCGAUUCUGGAUUAAGGCAGCUGAGCUACGAUGGGAAACCAAGCUGGAGAUCGAUGUGAUGGGGGUGGUACAGGGCAAUAGCGACGAGGCUUGGAAGCAGUUCGACACCGCUCUGCUGUCCUGGUGUAGGGUAGUCCGUGAAGAGCUGGUGCGGGAUUGGCGGGAGCGGCGAGCUUCGGCUGCCAGCCUUCCUAGUGACGAUCUGGUGAUCCGUCCUUUGUGAUAGGAGGUGCUCGGUCGUCAAUUGUGAUCGAUCAUGGUCACGAAUAGGAAGAGGGGGGCUUGUUUUUUUGGGGGGGGGAUUAAAGGAAAGGGGAGAAGGGGAAGCCGAAAGAAAGAGGAGGGGAAUUGGGGAAGGGGAAGACCGACGGGAUGGUCGGUGGGUUCGUUCUUGCGCUUAUUUUGCUGUCCGCUCUGGCCACAUUGAUACCCCUUGCUUGUCUGAGCUCAGUCAGGUUGGAAAUAAUUGUGUUUUACAUUUCACCCCUCUGUCGCGAUAUGCUUGAUCUUGCUUGUAUCUCGGACGGGAGACACUCCCCUUCAUUGUAACUAUACGACUUUUGGCGCGGGAAUAUGGGCUACACUCCGUCUCUCAGGCGAAUGUCGGACAGGUCGCCGAUAUCCCUGUGCUGAAGGGGGGUGCCCAAUCCGGUGUCAGAUUAUACUUUCUUGUAUCAUUCUCAAUACAUAAUCUUUGCUUACGAAGAUU